UUUGGGGCAUCCUGAGGAUGUGCUUUUUAUACAAUAAGUGAGAGGUCCUGCAGGCCAUUUGGCCCAUCGAGCACAUGGCAGCUGGACGCCAAGACCAAAUUAGCAGGUCGCACUCUCUCUUCCUUUGGAGCCCUGCCAAAUUCUUUUCUGUUCAGGGAGGAGCUGAUCCAAUUUUUGAAAGCCCAGAUCCAACCUGCAUCCACCUUCAACAUGAUUUCAAACCAGCAUCCAUCGACACAGCAUGUGAAGGAGAUCUCGAAGUUGGGAAAGGGGAACAAAUCACAAUCACUUUUCCAAACAUAGAGGGUUCAACGCCACCUGUGUCGGUGUUUAAAGGCUCAAAGAGACCUUACCUGAAGGAGUGCAUUCUCAUUGUAAAUCACGACACCGGGGAAUAUCGACUGGAGAAACUUAGCAGCAACAUCACGGUGAAGAAAACCAGGGCGGAAGGAAGUAGCAAAAUCCAAUCUCGCCUUGAUCAGCAGACCAAUCGCCUGGGGCAACAAAUGCGCCUCAACGCCAGAGCCUCCUUUCAGCCAAAGAGUUCUCCUCCAAAGGAAAAAUUGUCACCAGCUUCUCAAAUGGAUGACAUUGAGCGAGAGCUGAUGGCAGAGGUUGGCACCAUGGACCAGAUGAGUACAUCGGACAGUUCAUCUGACUCCAAGGGCUCUUCAUCCUCUUCCUCAAGCAGUGAUAGCUCCAGUGAUUCUGAGGAUGAGACACUCAAACCUGCUGUACCACCAUCAGUGCCUUCCUCUCAUCCAGUUUCAAUGCCAUUAAUACUGCCUUCACUACCUCAGCAUCACACAUCAGCAGCAGAUGCUGUUAGCAACAGACCUGAGGAGUCUCUGAAUACAUUGCGAAGUGAUCUACAGCUAAGUGACUCUGGAAGUGACAGCGAUGAGUAAAGAAGCCUUCGAUAUGUGACUGCAGAGUCCGAGCUUGACUAUGCUAUAAACUUUUUUUUAAUGGAAACUAUGCCAAGAGGAAGGAACAAGAAGACAAUGGCCAUUGUUUGUGUGUGUGUGUGUGUGUGUGUGUGUGUCUGUAUUUGUACAUUCUGAUAAAUAUACUUUUAAUAAAGUUUUUGUAGCAGAAAACGGCUACUGCAAGAACUUGGAAGUAAUUAGUAUAAAUGAUGGUGAGUGAGUGAGUCUUGUAAGUUGAAAUGAAUUUAACUGUUCUCUGCCUUAAUGAUGUCUUGAGCAAUACUUGAUGUCGUAACUAAAUCAACUGAGGGUGCUCUUACCGCAGAGGAUCAGUAUCUGAUCAAUCUAGUUAGGAAGGAGCUUGUAUUUAUCACAGUUACAUUUGCUGUAAUCAGGCUGUGAGGUUUUCAAACAUUUUCUUGUACAGUCUCAAUGGAGGAGUUCCAUUGUGCGUGUGUAUGUGUACACAAAUGUGCAUAUAAAUAUCUAUACAUACACAGAUAUUUCUUUUAAUGGAAAGCACUUUAAGAAAAAAACAAAAAUAGAGAUUUUCUUUAGCUGUUUGCACUGUGAUCAGUUAAUUUAAGAUGAAAAUAACCAUGGCAGUUUGAUUACAGGUGUACUUUUCGUUUUUCCUUGAUCCAAGUGAUUGUCACUAGUAAAGUUUUUUUUUCUCUCUCUCGCUCUCUCUCUGCAGUGGAUGUUUAUACCAAACAUGAUACACUUUUAUUACAAAUGUAUUUAGUAAAAUAUUUAGCAAAGAGGGCAGCAUUACUUUCAGUUCAAUGUUUCAUGCACUUGGGGCUAAUUUUCUUUGCCAUUGAAAGUGCAUCUUGGAAAUUGGGCUCAUACCAUCUUGGACUUUUUCUGCCAUUUCAUUUGAGGUUGCUGAGUGGGGGGAGGGUGGAGGAAGAAAUGUCCACAAAUUUCUGGCCAGAGGUGUGAAAUCAUUAAAUGAGCCUCCUGGUCCCUCACCAUUCAAUGAAAUGUCAAGACUGCCUCAGCAUUUAGCAGCUCCACACGCCUUCUCUGCUUUAGCUAAGGAACGAUGUUGACGUGGUCUCUCCAGUAUUCAUACCCAUCUUGUGAUUGACAGAAAAGGAAAACCACCUUGCUUUUUGAAGAAGGAUGAACUCUGUUUUUCUCCACAGCUGCUGCCUGACCUGCUGAACAUUUCCAGCAUUUUCUGUUUUUAUUUAAGAUUUCCUGCAUCUCCUCCAGUGAUCUGUUCUUGAGAAAUAUUCCACCCAUUUCUUCACCAAUUCCCCAGCUGAUAUCUAGCCCCUGUUCUACAGUUUUCUAGGGCUGCACUUGUAAUAGCACACUAUCUCAAACCUCAAAGCAUUUCAUACAAUUGAUUUUCUUUGAAGUGCAAUGACUGGUUGUGUGGGCCAAAAAUUUCAUCUACUUUAGUUUAAGAUCUGCUUACGUCCAUUCCUUGUCUCAAACCCUGCGACUGAUGUGCGAAAGGGACAGGAGGGAUCUGUUUGUCCGCACAGCUUCAUGCGAGACAAGAAAAGUGUUGCGUGAGAUAAUUGAAUAUCAGAAUGUAAUUGUACGAUUAAUCAGAAAUAAAAUCUCUGGCGUUUG
Carcharodon carcharias (great white shark) is the source of this 2519-nucleotide messenger RNA. It is a transcript of the gene eaf2, whose product is annotated as ELL associated factor 2. Gene Ontology annotation, biological process: regulation of transcription elongation by RNA polymerase II; positive regulation of DNA-templated transcription. The record is from RefSeq and is a predicted model, not a curated record. Gene Ontology annotation, cellular component: super elongation complex. Gene Ontology annotation, molecular function: transcription elongation factor activity. The coding region runs from base 75 to 908 and encodes 277 amino acids. The transcript is spliced from 6 exons. Lineage: Eukaryota; Metazoa; Chordata; Chondrichthyes; Lamniformes; Lamnidae.